CCCUACAUCCCAAAACUGAAGCAGCUGAAGCAGAAGCUUCCCUUCUCUCUUCCCUUCUCUCUCUAUAAAUUCUUGAAGAAAUACCCUUCUCUCUCCCAUUAUCUAUCAGAAAGAAAAUCCUUUUCUCUGUUUUCCUCUCCUUUUUCAGCUAAAUGGGGUUUCCAGUUGGGUACUCGGAGGUUUUGUUACCCAAGCUGUUCGUUCACGCACUUUCCUUGCUGGGUUUCAUCAGGGGCCUCGUUUUGUGUCUUUUUACCUAUGUGGGUCUCUCAGAUUUCCUUGAGACUGACAAUAUUUGGCCCGAUUACCCGACCCGAACGCCCUUCUACCCGUCUCUAUCGGCUGCCCUGAUCCGGGAAAUCUUGCCUGUCAUCAAGUUCGAGGACCUGCUCGGCGGAGAUGGUGGUUGUUGUGACUUGCCGGAGAGUUGUGCUGUUUGUUUGUAUGAGUUUGAAGGAGAGGAUGAGAUCAGGUGGUUGAAGAAUUGUAAGCACAUUUUUCACAGGGCUUGUUUGGACCGUUGGAUGGAUCAUGACAGGAACACGUGUCCCCUCUGUAGGACUUCGUUUGUGCCUGAUGAGAUGCAGGGGGAGUUUAAUCAGCGGUUAUGGGCCGCAAAUAGCGAUGAUAGUGAUUUUUACGAUGAAUAGAGUCCUGUUUCGGUUUCUUAGAGAGCUUGAUGAGGUUGUCUGAAGUGUAUAUAUACAUGGAGAUUUGGCAAUUCAGCCAAAUAAAAGAUUUUUUUUAAAAAAA
Populus nigra (black poplar) is the source of this 753-nucleotide messenger RNA. RefSeq names its product brassinosteroid-responsive RING protein 1-like. The record is from RefSeq and is a predicted model, not a curated record. The transcript has a single exon. The coding region runs from base 153 to 650 and encodes 165 amino acids. Lineage: Eukaryota; Viridiplantae; Streptophyta; Magnoliopsida; Malpighiales; Salicaceae. Gene Ontology annotation, biological process: protein ubiquitination. Gene Ontology annotation, molecular function: ubiquitin protein ligase activity; zinc ion binding.